This is a messenger RNA of Sorex araneus (European shrew), 2159 nucleotides long. It is a transcript of the gene CNOT8, whose product is annotated as CCR4-NOT transcription complex subunit 8. The record is from RefSeq and is a predicted model, not a curated record. The coding region runs from base 358 to 1236 and encodes 292 amino acids. Gene Ontology annotation, cellular component: P-body; CCR4-NOT complex; CCR4-NOT core complex. NCBI's taxonomy places the organism in Eukaryota, Metazoa, Chordata, Mammalia, Eulipotyphla, Soricidae. The transcript has 8 exons. Gene Ontology annotation, molecular function: nucleic acid binding; poly(A)-specific ribonuclease activity.
CCGGCCGUAAAGCGAGAAGGAGCCGGCGAGUCGGGAGGACCGUGCGGGUAGAGCGGUGCGGCCCGGUGGGCGUGCGUGCGGCCGCUCUGGGCACGCGGGCCCCUGUCUCACCGGCCCGCGGCGGCCCGGGAGCGGAUCCGGGGCAGCGGGUGGGCGCGCGGGGUCAGAGGUCGCCGACACCCGGGGCCUGCGGGUCGGGUCUUUGGAGUCGGGCGGGACCGCCUCGCGUCCGAGGGGCUUGUCUGGACUCAGACCUCGCGGGGUCCGCCGGCCCGCGUCAGCCCAGUAUCUGCAUACCUGUGCGCACUGAGCCCGUCCCUGUGCCAGCCCCGCCGGGCGGGCUCCCCCGGCCUCAGGAUGCCUGCGGCACUGGUGGAGAACAGCCAGGUGAUCUGCGAGGUCUGGGCCAGCAACCUGGAGGAGGAGAUGCGCAGGAUCCGCGAGGUCGUGCUCAGCUACAGCUACAUCGCCAUGGAUACAGAAUUUCCAGGUGUCGUGGUGCGACCCAUUGGCGAAUUUCGUAGUUCCAUUGAUUACCAGUAUCAGCUUUUACGGUGCAAUGUUGACCUUUUAAAAAUUAUCCAGCUCGGACUUACGUUCACGAAUGAGAAGGGAGAAUAUCCGUCUGGAAUCAAUACUUGGCAGUUCAACUUCAAGUUCAACCUGACCGAGGACAUGUACUCCCAGGACUCCAUAGAUCUCCUCGCCAACUCGGGGCUGCAGUUCCAGAAGCACGAGGAGGAAGGGAUCGACACGCUGCACUUCGCAGAGCUGCUCAUGACGUCAGGCGUGGUCCUGUGUGACAAUGUCAAGUGGCUGUCCUUCCACAGCGGCUACGACUUUGGCUACAUGGUCAAGUUACUCACCGAUUCUCGUUUGCCGGAAGAGGAGCACGAGUUCUUCCACAUUCUGAACCUAUUUUUCCCGUCGAUCUAUGAUGUGAAGUACCUGAUGAAGAGCUGCAAGAAUCUCAAGGGAGGCCUUCAGGAGGUGGCUGACCAGCUGGACCUGCAGCGCAUUGGGAGGCAGCACCAGGCUGGCUCGGACUCCCUGCUCACGGGCAUGGCCUUCUUCCGGAUGAAGGAGUUGUUUUUUGAGGACAGCAUUGAUGACGCCAAGUACUGUGGGCGGCUCUAUGGCCUGGGCACGGGCGUGGCCCAGAAGCAGAAUGAAGAUGUGGACUCUGCCCCGGACAAGAUGAGCAUCCUGGCCCUCAUCAACAACAUGCAGCAGUAGGCUGGCAGCCCCCGCCUGCACGGCUGUGCCCAGCAGCGUCAGCCCUGCCCAGCAAAGCAGUGGGAGGGCGGUCUGCUGGGCGCCGCGUCUCCUGCCGCUCCUGCCACCAGCGUCCACGGCUCCCCUGACACCGUUUUAAACACCCGGGACAAGUCCGAAACGAGUAAAAUGUCUCUAACUCUUCCCUGUUGUCCUUCUGCUUCUUUUGAAACUUGGCGCUCGCCGGAGGAUGAAGACCUGGUCCCCCGUCCGGCUACCCUGUGUCCUGCUGAGGGCCAGCGCGGCGGCCCUCCCAGCACUGGCCUCCACUGCUCUAUGAAAUGAACUCCUUGGUGCUGGAACGAGGACGCCAGAUGAUGGAAAACACGUCUGAAGGCAGAUUCGAGCUGGCCCUGUCCCCUCUCCCGAGGACUGCCGGGCACACACCCAGCGAGCCCCUCCAGGGUCUCUACGCUACGCUGGCUCCCGGAGACUGGCUGUCACACAGGCUGUUCGAAGUCACCAUGGAGUGGAGCCUGUGCGAGUUGCGCCAGAGUUCCCGGUCAAACUGGCCUGUUUCCCAUCACGAGAUUUCAGGUGCUCAUCCGGGAGCCACAAAAACCAGGGACAGGAGAGAUGGGGUUCCACCCAGGUCUCUCGCAGUCGCAUUCCAAGCCUGGGGUAGGAAGCCAGGACCCUGGGUUUUAAGAACUUGUCAUUUAAAAAUGACGUUAUUUUCUAAACGCCUGCAGUACAACAAGUCCCAAAGAAGCAACCCCUCCCCGCAUUGGGUGGGAAUGAGAACUCAGCGCAGUGGGUGAGGCCUGCAUUUGAAAUGAACGAAGAUUCACCUGCAGCGUCAAGUGUUAUAAGCGGGUAUUUAAGAUGCCUGUAAAUAAUAUUUAUGUUUUUAAUUUUGUAAAAUAAAGAUUUGUUUUUAACCA